AUGGGAGGCAGCCUGCUUUUUCUCUGCUCUUUCCUGAUUCCAGUGAUCUUGGCAGAGGUGACUGAGCAAGAGAAAGAAAAGGAUCCCUUCAACUAUGACUACCAGACCCUGCGGAUUGGUGGCCUGACCUUUGCCGUCGUUUUCUUCACGCUUGGCAUCCUGCUCAUUCUGAGCAGGCGAUGCAGGUGCAGCUUCAACACGAAGGCCAGGGCUCCUGGUGAUGAGGAGGUGCAGGCUGAGAACCUGAUUGCUUCAAACGAAAGUUUGCCGGAGACCAAGAAAGCCAUAUUUUCUUAUGACUACGAGACCAUCCGCUACGGGGGGCUCAUCUUCGCCGUGGCGGCCUUCCUGAUCGGGCUCGCCAUACUCUUCAGUCGGCGGUUCCGUUGCGGAGGGAAGCAGCAGCGACGGCAGGUUUCUGAGGAAGACAAAAAAGAACCUCACCUUCCCAAGACGCAUACUGAAGAUGUGGGUACCAGCCUCUAUUUUGUGAACGACUCCAUUCAGCAGGUGACCUUUUCCAGCUCUGUGGGAGUGGUCAUCCCUUGUCCAGCAGCAGGAUCUCCCAGUGCCACCCUUCGCUGGUACCUUGCUACUGGGGAUGACAUCUAUGAUGUCCCACACAUCCGCCACGUCCAUGCCAAUGGGACUCUUCAACUUUACCCCUUCUCGCCAUCUGCCUUCAACAGCUUUAUCCACGACAAUGUUUACUUCUGUACUGCAGAGAACUCCGUGGGCAAAAUCAGGAGCCCAAACAUCCGGGUCAAAGCAGGGUGA
Molecule: messenger RNA, 777 nt
Organism: Protobothrops mucrosquamatus (brown spotted pit viper)
Lineage: Eukaryota; Metazoa; Chordata; Lepidosauria; Squamata; Viperidae
Exons: 11
Coding region: 1-777 (258 amino acids)
Biological process (GO): monoatomic ion transport; regulation of sodium ion transmembrane transporter activity
Cellular component (GO): membrane
Molecular function (GO): sodium channel regulator activity
Source: RefSeq, a predicted model, not a curated record